GACGCUCCAAGACGGCCCAAGAGGCCUCCAACAUCGUUCGUACAUUAUGGCUCAAGUUUGGGCUGCAGUGCCUUCGGGUUAAGAUGCUUUUGUGUUUGUGCGUUGAUCUAGCUGACUUGACGCUUACCAUUGGACAACAUGGACUCAUUCACGAGGCGUGGGUCAUGUCGGAGCAUCCAUAAUGAUGAAUAUUUUGAGACCUACGUGAACCCUCACCCAUUCGACAACACACCAGAUGGCAUGCGUACAUCGUUGCACGGUAUGGGCUCAUCCAUUUUGUAGUCGAGCGGCGGCGAGUCAUGGAUGAACGUUGACGAGUUCGACCACCCGCGCGGGCGUCGGCGGGCAGAAACCGAAGGCGGCCACCCACCCGAGCAAGCGCAGGAUUCAGCCCAGUUGGGCCUCGGCGGCGCCCCCUCGGCGGCCGAUGCGCAGCUGCCAUCUCAGGCUGGAGGCGUUCCGCUGCUCCAUGGCCAGCCGCUGCCGCGCAGGCAGGAAGACCACCACAUUUUGCAGUCGAGCGGCGGCGAGACGUGGAGGGCCGUUGACGAGUUCGACCACCCGCGCGGGGGCGCCCUGUUUCUGACGACUGCAGGCGCUCCGCUGCUCCAUCGCGCCGCGGGGGCGGCGCCAGCCUAUUCGCCAACCAGGCCGCCCAGCAUGCCGCCGCGCUCCGCCGCCGACGCGGGGCUCGCCGCAGGCCCCCCCGGCAAGACAGACCGCGCGGCGCGGGCGAGACAGUCGGCCAACGGAGGGCGGGCGGGGGCCUCCAGUGGCGCCCCCGCGGCCGCCAGGGCGCUGGCAAGCAUGCGGGCCGACCUGGCGGAGAUGGAGCUUCGGCAAGGCGAGCUCGUCGACAGCAUGCCGGCAGCCACCGAGGAUGCGGCGCCCGCCACCCCUGUCGCUCCAGCUAUCACCACGCUCAUGAUCCGCAACAUUCCGAUGUCUGUGACGCAGAAUGACCUGCUGGACCUCAUCGACAGGGCUGGUUUCGAGAACCGCUACGACUACGCCUACAUGCCGACCAGUUUUGACAGUGGGACCACUAGAGGGAUCGCAUUCGUAAAUUUUGCCACCUCAAGCGACGCCCGUGAUUUCUCCAUCUUGUGGAACGGAUCGCGGCUGACCGGAGUUGCUGGUGCUGGAAGCAACGGGGCCGUGAUCGAGGUCACCGUGUCGGCGACGCAGGGCUAUUCGGAGAACGCCAGGAUGUGGAAGGCGCGCCGGCUGCGCCGCAUUAGAAAUCACAAGUUUCACCCCUUCAUCGCCCCGAGGCCAGCUGCCUAGUGAACGCGCGGUUGGCAGUUUCGUUAGGUCGGGCAUGUCUUCCUACAGGCGCA
Prorocentrum cordatum is the source of this 1340-nucleotide messenger RNA. NCBI's taxonomy places the organism in Eukaryota, Dinophyceae, Prorocentrales, Prorocentraceae. The record is from the annotation of a GenBank genome assembly.